CUACUUCCAACUGGAAUGACUUGCAACUUGCAUGAGAUCAAAAUUGUUUCUUGUCUCUCUGCAAAUUUAAACUUAUUGGUUAGAUUUUUCUUUAAUUAAUUGACAUUUUAGCUGUUAUUAAGUUUAAUUAUGGGCUCAGCAAGAUAUGACCGAGCUAUCACCGUCUUUUCACCCGAUGGUCAUCUUUUUCAAGUCGAAUAUGCCCAAGAAGCUGUGAAAAAAGGUUCAACAGCGGUUGGUGUCAGAGGCGACAACGUUGUUGUGCUUGCGGUAGAGAAGAAAUCUGUUGCUAAACUCCAGGAAGAAAGAACUGUUCGUAAAAUAUGUCUGAUAGACAGCCAUUGUGUUAUGGCAUUUGCCGGUUUAACUGCAGAUGCCAGAAUUUUAAUAGAUCGAGCGAGGAUUGAAUGUCAAUCUCACAAAUUGACUGUUGAAGAUCCGGUGACCAUUGAAUACAUCACUCGUUUCAUUGCUCAGCUUAAACAAAAGUAUACCCAAUCUAAUGGUCGUCGACCUUUUGGUAUAUCAUGUUUAAUUGCUGGUUUCGAUGAUGAUGGCUCUCCUCGUUUGUUCCAAACAGACCCGUCUGGUGUUUAUCAUGAAUGGAAAGCUAACGCAACUGGUAGAAAUGGAAAAACUGUGAAAGAAUAUCUGGAAAAAAAUUAUAGUAAAGAAAUUUCUGCUGAUGAUGAUAAAACAAUCAAGUUGGCCUUACGUGCUCUUAUGGAAGUUGUUCAAGGUAAAAAUUUGGAAGUGGCCAUUCUAAGGCGAAAUCAACCCCUCAUGACCCUAGAUGAGGAAACUCUUAAUAAAUACAUUGUUGAAAUCGAUAAAGAAAAGGCCGAAGAGGUUGAAAGCAAAAAGAAGAUAAAGAAAUGAUUUUGUAAAUUACUUAAAUGAGAAAAUUUUCUUAAUAAAAGCUGACUUGGUCAUAUGUAAUCUUAUA
This is a messenger RNA of Tetranychus urticae (two-spotted spider mite), 946 nucleotides long. Its product is annotated as proteasome subunit alpha type-7-like. NCBI's taxonomy places the organism in Eukaryota, Metazoa, Arthropoda, Arachnida, Trombidiformes, Tetranychidae. Gene Ontology annotation, cellular component: proteasome core complex, alpha-subunit complex; proteasome core complex. The record is from RefSeq and is a predicted model, not a curated record. Gene Ontology annotation, biological process: ubiquitin-dependent protein catabolic process.